AUACAAACAAAUAAAACACGAGUAAAGAACAUAUGAAUUUUUGUUUGUAGGUGUAAAAUAUUUGGAAAUUUAGUGACAUGACCCAGUAACAAAAAAUUAUGUUAUUAUAGUUCAUAAGUUUUGUAAGAGAAGCAUUACACUAAUUUGAAAAUAAUUUGGAAAUCACAAAAAUAAUGCCAAACAUAUUUUACUAACUGCAAUCAUAAAUUUACUUGAGAAAAAUGGAUUUAGCAAGAUCUCUAUUUGAAACGAGAAAUCACGAAGGUUAUGUUGGAAAAGAAGCUAACACGAAACGGGAAUUUGAGCAAGUAAUAGAACCUGAUGAUACAGAUGAUAGUAUAAUUGAAAGUUUCAGCCAAGGCCUUACUGUAUCUGAUACUGUGUUACCUAGUCCUGGAAGUCCUUUUUCGGCAUUGACACUCAGUAUGUGUCCACAGGAUAUUAUUGCAAAACAGGCUGUUCCAGAUGAUCCUAAUUCCCAACCGGAAUACAGAUUUGAUGAAUUUGGAUUCCGUGUUGAUGAAGAAGAUGGUCCUGAACAAAAUUCCAGUAAACUUCUUGGUAUUCCUUUUGUUGAAGAUCCUCAGCAUAGGUUGCAGUGGGUGGCUCACCUAGAAUUCUCACACAAUAAAGAAGUAUCAAAUUUAACAUGGGAUAAAGUGGAAUUAAGGUUACCAAGAACUGAUAAACUUGCUACAAUGGUAAGAUCAGGUAUUCCCCAUUCUUUAAGACCUCAGAUGUGGAUGAGAAUGUCUGGAGCUCUAGAGAAGAAAUAUCAAUCAGAGCUCUCUUACAAAGAUAUUGUAAAAGUAUCCAGCAAUGAUUCUUUGAUGACGUCCAAACAAAUUGAAAAAGAUUUGUUACACAUUAUGCCAACAAAUGCCUGUUACAGUAAUAUUAAUAGUACAGGUAUUCCAAGAUUGAGAAGGAUUUUGCGUGGCAUUGCUUGGCUAUAUCCAGAAAUUGGCUAUUGUCAAGGUAUGGGUAUGAUUGCAGCAUCUCUUAUAUUGUUUAUGGAAGAAGAGUGUGCAUUUUGGAUUAUGGUGACCAUAGUGGAAGAUUUGCUACCAGCAUCUUACUAUAGUUCAACACUAAUAGGAAUCCAAGCAGAUCAACGAGUACUAAGAACAUUAAUAUCUAGUUACUUACCCGAUACUGAUGAAGUAUUGAAGAAUCAUGACAUUGAACUAUCUUUAAUAACUUUACAUUGGUUUUUAACCUUAUUCGCCAGUGUGGUCCACAUGAAAAUUUUACUCCGAAUAUGGGAUUUAUUUUUCUUUGAAGGAUCUAUAGUUCUGUUCCAGGUGACACUUAGUAUGUUAAAAAUGAAAGAACCAUUUUUGAAAGGAUUGGAAAAUUCUGCUCAAAUUUUCAACGCUUUGUCCGACAUUCCUGGAGACAUCGAUGAUGUAGACAUGUUGUUAGAGGUUUCCAAAGAACUAACAGGAUCAUUGAAUGAUGUUAUGCUAGAAACUUAUAGAAGAAGGCAUUUGGCUUAUUUAAUGGCAGAUCAUGGUACAUUAGUAGGAAAUCCUGAUUCUGCUCCUAAUCUUCCAAAACAACAUUUAGCAAGAAGACAAAUUAAGAAGAAUAAAUCUGUUAUUCAGUUAUUACUUUUCAAUGAAAACUUUGAAGAUGAUAUGAAAAGUAAGAACAUAAAACAGACAGAAAUUUUAGUGGAUCUCAGGGAAGCAAUUCUACAAGUUGCUAGACACUUUAUGCAGCUCGAUCCAAAAUUGGCAAACGAAAUUAGUUUAGUUGCUGAUUAUUCUAUGGAUAGCCAUGCUCAGGAUCAUAUAAAUUACAUUAAUGUCUCCAAAACUAGAAAAAGAAGAGCGAAAGCCCUUCUGGAUUUUGAGCGACAUGAUGACGACGAACUUGGUUUUAGAAAAAAUGACAUUAUCACUAUAAUCAGUCAAAAAGAUGAACAUUGUUGGAUUGGGGAGCUCAAUGGUUUGAGAGGUUGGUUUCCUGCGAAAUUUGUUGAAAUGCUGGACGAAAGAAGUAAACAAUAUAGUAGUGCUGGAGAUGACAGUAUAUCUGAAACUGUUACUGAUAUAGUUAGAGGUACUUUGUGUCUAGUAAUAAAACAAGUUUUAGAACACGGAAUGAAACGUCCAAAUUUUUUAGGUGGUCCAUGCCACCCUUGGUUAUUUAUAGAAGAAUCUGCAAUGAAAGAGGUGGAAAAAGAUUUCAAAUCUGUUUACAGUAGAUUAGUUCUUUGUAAAACAUAUAGAUUAGAUGAAGAUGGAAAAGUUUUGACUCCUGAAGAAUUGCUCUACCGUUGUGUUCAAGCUGUAAAUUUAUCUCAUGAUAAUGCGCACGCCCAAAUGGAUGUGAAACUACGAUCUUUAAUUUGUAUGGGCCUCAAUGAACAAGUGCUCCAUUUAUGGCUUGAAGUUCUAUGUUCUUCAAGUGAAAUUGUUAAAAAAUGGUAUCAUCCUUGGUCCUUCGUAUAUAGUCCAGGCUGGGUACAAAUCAAAUGUGAUCUUAGAAUACUUUCUCAACUGUCCUUCAAUUUAAAUCCAGAUUGGGAACUCCCUGUGAAAAAAGAGAACAACAAUCAACCAUUAAAGGACGGUGUUCGAGAUAUGCUUGUUAAACAUCAUCUAUUCAGUUGGGAUAUUUAAUACUGACAUUACGAUAUAAACGUUAUGAACACAAGCUGAAAUAAUGGAUAAAAGGAUGUAAUAGUCUGCUAAACUUGUUCCGCUGAUGUUAUGUUUGAUUCUUUUUAACUUCGUUCAUUCAAACUCAUUUAUUUGUGAUUAACUCAGUAUUUUUAUUUUUUAGAAAGUAUAACAGUUUUAAUACAGGAAAUAUAUUAUUACUUCUGAGAUUGUCAUAAAAAGGAUUACCAAUUUUUAUUUAUAAAUACUGUGUUCAAUGCAAGAUGUUUUUUUAAUACAAACAUUACUACAAUCUAAUAUUCAUAAUUAUUUUCAUCAUAUAAAAUAAAUUUUUGGGAUAGGAUUUCCAACUAUAUUCAUGAAUAUCAUAUAUAAAAUACAUAUUACAAAAUCGGGUUUACAGAUAGAGUGUUGUAUCUUGCAUUUUUAUUUGUCGUUUAUUAAGACUCUGGGUCAAUAAUUAUGGAUGAAUUGAAUUUAUCUUCUUUAUUUAUGUUCAUUCACUUAUUUUGUUUCUUAUAUUUAGAUUUAUUGCAUUCAAUCUCCUACACAUAUGGUUUACUGAAUGUUCAGUUUCUGUUCACAUCUAUGGAUUAAAUUAUAUUAUUAUUAUUAUUGCACUUUCAAUGUUACUAACCCAUAGACAGAAAAGAAUAAUCAUUGUGUUUGUGACCCCAGAUUAUAUACAAAGUUUUGCUCUGAAUUCUUAUUUGCGCUUUUGAUAAGACUUGCUCAGUAGCUCCGUCCUUCGAUUUACAUUAAAUAAGCAAUGUGUCCUUGUAAGCACAUGACACUGUGAUAAUUUAUAAUUUUGAUUCUACACUUCAUUGAAAAUUAACUGAUUUGUUUUGUUCAGCAUGUAUUAUGAAGAUUCUGUCUCUUCACAUUAAUUAUUAAAAUUAUUCCAUAUAUUUUUUUCGCAAAUAGAAUUUGGAUGCUUAAAACCUAAUAAAAAAAUAAGCUUCGACAUAUUGUCAGAUUUCUUUAUUUGAGAGGAAAAUAACGGAUUAGAAAGACUACUAUAUGCACAUAAAAUCUUCCAAAAUAUAAAUGAAACUAAUAAUAAUAAUAAUAUCAUGAUAAACGGAAAUACUUUUUUAGUCAGUAUUAUUUCUAUUAUUCUCUAAAACAUAUGGAAAUACUUUGUUUCUACUCAAUUUUUCUGUUUCAAAAACAACAAAUUUAGCUGCCGCAUAAUUAACAACCGAAGAUCUAUCAUCAAAAUCAAAUGUAUUUAUUAAUUUUAUUGUAAUGUGAAAAUAAAACAUAUAUUUCGAUAAUAAAUCAUUAAACGCUGAA
Molecule: messenger RNA, 3929 nt
Organism: Diorhabda carinulata
Lineage: Eukaryota; Metazoa; Arthropoda; Insecta; Coleoptera; Chrysomelidae
Product: small G protein signaling modulator 3 homolog
Exons: 14
Coding region: 222-2630 (802 amino acids)
Molecular function (GO): protein binding
Source: RefSeq, a predicted model, not a curated record